Messenger RNA from Dendronephthya gigantea, 2658 nucleotides. RefSeq lists its product as uncharacterized. Bases 633 to 2252 code for a protein of 539 amino acids. The record is from RefSeq and is a predicted model, not a curated record. The transcript has 5 exons. NCBI's taxonomy places the organism in Eukaryota, Metazoa, Cnidaria, Anthozoa, Malacalcyonacea, Nephtheidae.
AUACAAGAGCGGUAGAAUAACAAAAAUCUUUGUUGUGAGUUCUGUAUAUGUACUUAUGACGUCAAAGGAAAUAGCAAACAAAUUUGCCUAUUAUAAAGUCAUACGCAAGGUUAACAGCCUAAGAGGAAUGUGGGCACGAAGAUUAACCUAGGAGAGGUAUAAACAUCGGUGCUGGGGUCAUAACAAUGUGCACGAAUGAGACUUCGGUCUUUCCUGAGCUGAAAAUUGGGGUUGAACAUUGAGGCAAAGCUUCGCUUGAAGGGUAAAAUAGUGCUCCUCUUACGAGGGAAUCUGCUAUCAAGGUAGGUAGACGAGGGAAGUUGAGUGAAUACUUUUCCUAAUAGGGAAACACUUUGCCUAUAAUAGUACUUGAUAGCGGUAGAUAAUAAACCUGAGAUUUUCGCAGCUGCAUCUCACGACGCAGCGAGCCGAACAUUUUUUUUUAACAUUUAACAACUCUUCAGUAUAGCAUAUUUGAAAGACUGUUUCAGCCUCGUCGUCGCCGUGUUGCCAUCCUACACGAGUACGGUGUUUAUCUGACAGUGGUGCAUAAACGAUCAUUUACGGUAUUUUUAACGGCGUUUCGAGGAUUUUAAAACCACAAAGAGAAACGAGGAGGUGGCAAGCCGGCAAUGAUGAUUGAGACACAAGAGGAAUGUUCCGAAAGGAGGGAUGCCGCUGACGAAAGCCUGAAGAAAGCUAGACAGCUGACAAAUGAAGCAAUAAGUAUGACUAGAGUGAAAUCGUCAACCAACGAGGAGUUAAAUAAGAAGAUUGGCGAUGUUUUAGACAUUCUUGCCUUGCCUGCUAAAUGGUACCAGCAAGGGAAGAUCGACCCAGCGGCAAUAAUCAAGGGGCUCGACAGGGAAAUCGAGGAGAGAAGCCACGUAGUAAAUUCACCAAUCUUCCCACACAAAGCUAGCGCUGUGGAGCUUGCUAUUGAAGCCAGUGGAGGACGAGUUCUCAAUGCAGUGUACUACUCCGAGUACAAGUCCCCACAACCAGUAGGCCAGCCGAUCUUGCAGCCACCGACUUGCGUGAAAAUGUUUGAGCCGAGCAUUCAUCUGCAAGAAAGAUUUAUGCUGUUCAACAAGGGAGGAGCCGCUGCUAAGUUCAUAUCGAAGAUGGAGUCGACAAGUAGCAAUACUGGAUUUGCUGUGAAAGGUGUGUCCUUUCUGGCAGAAGUUGAGAGUUCUUUCGGAAUCCGUCGUGAAAGUUCCAGCGAAUACAACAUGAGAUCUACCUGCGACAACCUCUCAGUCCUGAAAUAUGAAGCUAUUACAAAGAAAGAAUUCCAAAUUGAAGAAGAUAAGAUGAGAUUGACCGAGCCAGUGCAAAGACAUGCAUUGAACAUUGGAAAGACGGGAAGGCAUGCGGAUGAUGCCCGGUCUUUCAUGCGAGUAUAUGGCAGCCAUUACCCGAUCGGAGUUCAUAAACUGGGUGGAAUAUUCUACAGUAUCGCAGACGCUGAAAGUUAUACCAGGAUCGAAACAACCCAAUUCGCUAGGGAAACGGUCAUCAAACUGGAAAGUCAAAUUUCCGCUGGCUACCUGGGUGCAGGCUUUGAGGCAAAAGGGAAUGUGUCUGACUCAUCGAGGGAAGCCGAGGAAGGUGAGCAACAGGAAGAAAGUGUCUUCUAUCGAUUUUCAAAGCAGGUGAUCGGGCCAGGGGCGUCCAAUCCCCAGACCUUUCGCCAGCUUUUGGAGUAUAACUCGACCUGGGCUAUUAUCGACCGUGGGCCACCGGAGGGUUACGUACCAGUGUGGCAACUGCUACGCAUAGCGGGUAAGGAGUAUCAAACCGCCGCUGAAACACUCAGGCAAAUUUGGGAAGAAGAUGAAGAAGAGAGAAAAAGGAUCUGGGAUAUGAAAAUCAGGAGAGAAAGAGAUGAAAGGGAUAUGCAUCAAGUAAAGAAAGAUCUGCUGAAAAUAAGAGAGGAAUUUCUUGGAAGGCGUUAUCGAAUUGGCAAGAGUUACAGACCCGUUAACGCCAAGCUGAAGAUCGAAAAGGAUUGGUUGGAACAUAAAGAUGCCUAUGAUCAAGCUAUAGACUUCAUCAUGGAAGAUCCAGACUGUCGCAUUUGCAACAUAGUAUAUUGUUGGCAUAUUUGUGGAGGCGGCUACUCGCUGAUGUGUUGGGAGGUCACACGAGAAACCAAGUCCCUCCAAUUCGAUAGGAUAUCAGGAGGGCACGUACUGUUUUUCUCCGAAACUUGCUUCCUGUGGAAAGAUGACGUUCCGCUGCGUGGAUAACUGCAAAGACGAUUUCAGCAAUCACUUUACAUUUUUCUUUGUAACUCGAUACAUUUUCUCGCAUAAUCAGUAAGGCGUUUUUUUAAAGGGGAUUCUAUUACAUUACGUGCACAUAUAGUUCAGAGCAUUGCUUGCAGUUAAUAAAUAUUUUCAAUAAAAUUUAGUUAUAUAAAUUCACAAGGUUUUACUCCCUUAUUUCUCCCCUAACUUUUUUACGGACACGUACCGGCCUGAUAUACUCUUCCAGUUGACAUAAACCUUUCCUCGAUACCUUGCGAUUGCUCUAUUACUACCGAUGCAUGCUUAUGUAAAAACUGUAGACAGUCGGUAUAGCAUCUCUAAAUGAUACGUAAACUUUACGGAUUUGUUCAAAUUGUAAUGUAGUUCGUUGUAAAUACGCAAUUCA